AUGGAUUCGGUAGUUGAGCCGUAUGCCUCCAUCAUGGACGUCGUGUCUCCUGCACGCCCGGCCUCAUCGAGUGGCACAGCUGCUCUAAGCCUCAAGGAACAAAACCAGCGUGUCGACGCGCUUUCAAAGGAGAACUUCGAUCUCAAAUUGAAAAUCACCUUCCUCGAAGACGCGAUACACACCCGCUCUCACGAUGGCGUCGAGGAGCUGGUCCAACAGAACGUCGAGCUGCGGACCGAACUGGCUCACGAGCGUCGAGACGCGCAAGCCAUGCGACGAAAGAUCAAGACCAUCGAACAGAUGAACGAAAAACAAGCCGACAAACUCAGGCUUGCACAACUACAGAACGCGUCACGCGAAGACGAUGACGACCCCGUCCUCCAGGCAGACAUGCACGAGGAGAUCCUCUACCUCCGCCAGCAGCUCCACCGCUCCGAGGACACCAUCACCGCCCUCCGCGAUGAGGUCACCCACAGAGAAAAGGAGAAACACAAGAUGGUCGAUCACGUGCGCAGCAUGGCCAACAAGCAGAAUCACGACGCCAGCACCAUCAACGCUGCGCAGAUGUGGCAAGCCAUGCUCAACGAAGAAGCUACACGUCGCGAAACAGCCGAGCAGGAGGCCACCGACCUACGCAACCAGCUCGCCAGAAUGAAGAUCAAGCACUCGGCAGCCAAGAAACAACCCAUUCUAGGCAACUACCGAGCAAGAUCGCGAUCAACAUCGCGCCCACGAAGUGACGCCGAGGUCGAGGAAGAGCUCGUAAACCAGCUGGUAGAAGGGGAGCCGCCAAAGUCUCUCAACGAGCUCAAACAGGAGAUUACAGAACUCCAAGAGCAGAAUACCGAGCUGAAACACAACAACGCUGAACUCAAACGCGAUCUGGCAGCACAGACGAGCAUGCUCACCUCGAGAAACCGUGAGCGCGAGCGCCUUCAACAACAGAUUGAAGACUUGAAGCUCCUGCAACCACACGGUGCUCGCUCAGUGGCCGGAGAGGGCAUCUUCGAGCGCUCAAUCUCGCGUGCCCACCAGCGCAGUCAGUCCAGAAUAAGCGACCAGACUGCCGUCACGGAAGCAGAACGCGACGACUUUCACAAAAAGGAAGGCCAGCUGAGGGACCAGCUCGCCGAGCUGCGCAUCAAGUACCAAGAGCUUGAUCGUCAGCACAAGACUUACCUGCAGUACGCCUCCGCCCUCGAAGAUGACUUCAAAGAGAUGGAAACAGAAUUGCACGACCAUCAGGAGGAGAUUCAAAGCCUCCAAAAGGAGCGCGAUGACGCCAUCGCAAGAAACCAGGAGCGUGAGCAGUUUCACGAGGAUCUUAAGAGACGUGCCCUCGACGAAAUCAACGCAAUUGACGAGGAAAACAACGAGCUCGAACAGCAGCUCGAACAAGCAGACACCCAGCUGCAAGAGACGCAGUUGAAGUUGCAAUCAACGGUCGAUGACUACCAAGGACUCCAGAGCGAGCUCCGCAGCAUCACUCAAAGUGUGAUGAGCCUUGAGGAUCUCAAGAAGCACAACAUGCGCCAGAUCGAAAGCCUGGAGCAACAUAUCGCGGACGCAGAAGACGAGAACCGCAAAUGGGAGGAGACCUGCACAGAGCUUCGCACUAAGAACCGCCAACUGGAGGUCGCUCAAGAGAGCUUGAACUCCGAGGUCACCUUUCUGAGGGAGGAACAAGAAGGCGACAAAAUCAAGAUCGGCGAGCUGGAGAACGCACUCAACGCGGCCCAGCAGACCAUCCAAGACGAGCAGGAGAAACUCCAUGAGCUCGAAAACAAGAUGACCGAGGAACGCGAACAGCGCGACGUACUCGAAAAUCAAUCAAAGGAGGAGGUUCAGAAGAUCCUGGACGACCUCAACACAGACGGCCAAAAGACAAAAGAUGAAGUUAGGAAGCUUCGUCGCGACUUGUCCGGCAAAGAAGUCGAGUGUGGCGGCUACAAGCAACGCCUAGACGACCUCGAACAGUCACUCCGUGACAUACUUGGUGAACCGAAUGGCACCAAACGCAGCAUGCUCUCCAGCAUCGAGAAGCUGCAACGUGAGUUGGAGACAUCUCUGAACCAUGCAGACAAGAUCAAGAUGGAUCUCGCCGACAAAGAACGACUCCUCCGCCACCGCGAUGGCCUGUUGGAGAACACCAGCCUUGAGUCCCGACGACUCUCGGAUCUUCUUGACAAGGAGCGCUCAUCACGCAAGCGUGACCUGGAGCAAUUCGAAAAGUCCUCACGAGGGACCGCACAACAAAUGCGCACCAUCGCGCAGCACGAGACUCACAUCAUGGAGCUCGAGACUUCGUUGACACAAGUCAAACGCAAGUCAGAAACACUGGGACAGACGUACCAGGAACAGCUCAGCGAGCGCAAUAAUUUGCUGCUAGCAUUGUGGAACAGACUCUCCACACUUUGCGGCUCCGAUUGGGCUCAGAACCACUCCCUCGUCGAAGGCGAGCUACCCAGCGCUGAGGCCAUCAACAAGAACCUUGGAGCAUUCAACAAGAACGUCAUAUCUGCUGUCAAGACCAUCGAGGCACUCCUUGGAAGCUUCAAAGUCCGCAUCCGCACCAUCGAGAAAGAUCUCUGGAAGGACUACCAGACGCUCGAACAUAACCUGGACAUCCGCAUUCGUCGCAUGGAUCUCCUCGAAAACGCAGUCGACGAUGCCCAGAGAGCGAUUGCAGAACAAGCAGCUCGACGUCCUGAACCGAGCCGCACCCUGAGCACUAAGAGUGUUAAGAACAACGAGGAGUUCAUCAAGCUUAAGAACGAGGUCAAACUCCUUAAGACCGAGCUGAAGUUCCAUCGCCAACAUCCCAGCGCUAUCGCGCAACAGUUGGUCAACCAACACCAACAAACCAAUGUCGACCAUGCGCGUACAUUGAGCAGUGGCAGCCCUGCGCGCCAGAUCGUGAGUCAGCUGCUCAGACACCACUCAACCUCAGCAGUGGAGCAAGUUGAGGCAUCCCCACAGCAAAUCGUGGUUUCGAGCCCUGCAAUCCAGCCAUCGGAGCUUAGAUGGACCCAUCGGCUGCGAGAGCUAGAGCGUCGUCUUAAGGCAGAGCGCGAAGCGCGCCUGCUAGAUAGGAGAGGAGCCCGCCAGCGCCUCGAGCAGGCAGGCGCGGAAAAUGAGGAGUUGCGCGAAGCGCUGGAUAGGGUCCGUGCGGAUGGCGAGGUGAAUGAGUCGGAGGAGUAG
Messenger RNA from Fulvia fulva, 3201 nucleotides. Its product is annotated as Anucleate primary sterigmata protein B. The transcript has a single exon. Bases 1 to 3201 code for a protein of 1066 amino acids. The record is from RefSeq and is a predicted model, not a curated record. Gene Ontology annotation, cellular component: microtubule organizing center. Lineage: Eukaryota; Fungi; Ascomycota; Dothideomycetes; Mycosphaerellales; Mycosphaerellaceae.